Molecule: messenger RNA, 1761 nt
Organism: Funneliformis geosporum
Lineage: Eukaryota; Fungi; Glomeromycota; Glomeromycetes; Glomerales; Glomeraceae
Source: the annotation of a GenBank genome assembly
AUGGCGUCUCUUAUGUAUCAAAGAUACAAAGGAAGUUCUCACCGCCAAUGCCUGGACAGUCGUGAUGAACUUCAGCAUAGUUGCAUUCCUCCACGACACGACAUUAAAUACUCGGAUUUUUGCGCACCCGCUGAAAUAGAAGGCGUUAGUUAUUAUUUUAGAGAAGUAGAAGCACAAGAAUGGAAGCUAAAACACUAUCUAAAUCAUCGUUUAGAAAGGGAAGACGUACUUCCAUCUUGGACAAAGGUUUACAAAGAUUGGCAAGAAUCAAUCGAAAAUAUUAAAAGAAAUAAUUAUAAAAAUGUUCCGGGUUCUAUAUGUUCAUUUUGUAAGGACUUAUUAGAUGUUAAUAGUUUUGAAGUCCAUAAGCAGGAAACGACUAUAUCUUCAUUUCAGAAUAUGUCAAAUCUGUUGCGAAGUACAAAUACCCUAGGAAAAAGAGAAAAUGCAAGUGAUGCUGAGGAAGAACGAGUAUUAAAAAGGCAAUAUAAUCGAGACCGACUUCCAAAUUAUGAAGAGGGCAUAAAGAUUGACCCGGAAUUAGUACUUAAAGAAACUAAUGAAACCAUGAUUCCUUAUUUUGAACGCUCUUUCAAUUAUGAUUCUUGGAAUUGUUGGACAUUAAAAUCUGGUUCGGUAGUUACUGACUUGCUAGAGAAAGCAUCAAAUGUCAAAGGACAUCCUCUGAGACCAGAGGUUUGGAGAAUCAUUCGUUGUGGUUUCAAGAUAGCAAAACCGAAAUGGUUAAGUAAUGAAGAAUACACCGAAAUACAGAGCUUUACUAAACGCCCAAGUAUUACAAGUCCUCCAAAAGAUAUUAUUGAACUUUUGAAAAUAAAAUCAUUAAAAUCUUUGGGACUUGAAAUAAAAAAGUUCAAAAGAGACAAAUUAAAUGCUCAUCUCCUGGAAGAUAUUACUAGCCAGAAUUCCGGUGAAGAAGAUCUUAUUUUGAAAAAUAUUAAGAUAACGUGUUUAAUAUUAAAUCCUGAAGAUCCAUUCACUGCUUUUUUCGCGAAAGUUUUAUCUUUAUUCCAUAAAUAUGUUUUUAUAGAAGAUUCUGUUAUGCAACAGCUAGAUGUUUCAGAGGCCGAUUACGGAGGUUAUCUGAUACAUCCUUGCUUAAAAAAAAUACUUGUCGGCUUAGAAGAUCGUUUAUAUUAUCAUAUGGGGGAAGUCAUUUUAUCAUCAGUUAAAUCUUGCAGAAGUCGACGAAAAUGUACCAGCUCUUAUGAGCAAAAAUCUGAUGGUGUCUUUACCGUAAAAUUAAGAAAAUCAUUAAUGGAAGUAGGCCACUUAGAAAUGAGUGGAGGAUAUGGGCAUAAAGAUAUUCCUCGUUCUACUUGGGAUGGGUGUUGUAAGCUACCGAUUGGUAACUCUUAUAUGUUGGAAGAAAUUGAGGAUCGCAUUGAAUUGUGGCAAAUGUAUAUCCCGUCCUGCGGUGUUCUGCAAUACGAACGAUCACAUAAGUCAAUUGUACCGAUUUGUUAUGAAGAACAUCGUAAACAUAUUUUCGAUUUCGUUGUCCUCCUUUGGGAUCUCAAGUGUGGAUUAUUGGAAACUUCCAACACAAUAUUUCAGCUGAGAGAUGAACAUAAUGAUAAUUUGUUUGAAUCAUCAAAACUUUCCGGAAGUCUUCCAGCGUAUCCAUUUACACCAAAUAAAGAUAGACACAAGAUCGGUAUUAAAGACGCAAAUGAAGAUAGUGAUCUUGAUAAUUCUCCAAUUCGAUCUGGCAGAAAUUAUAAAAUUUUAUUAAUUUAG